Messenger RNA from Guyanagaster necrorhizus, 3699 nucleotides. Its product is annotated as phospholipid-translocating P-type ATPase. Gene Ontology annotation, cellular component: endosome; plasma membrane; trans-Golgi network. Gene Ontology annotation, biological process: retrograde vesicle-mediated transport, Golgi to endoplasmic reticulum; endocytosis; phospholipid translocation. Gene Ontology annotation, molecular function: ATP hydrolysis activity; ATPase-coupled intramembrane lipid carrier activity; ATP binding. The transcript has 16 exons. NCBI's taxonomy places the organism in Eukaryota, Fungi, Basidiomycota, Agaricomycetes, Agaricales, Physalacriaceae. The coding region runs from base 180 to 3614 and encodes 1144 amino acids. The record is from RefSeq and is a predicted model, not a curated record.
CCAAAUACUUUCAACGUUGACGUCGACGUCGAGCACGACAUCCUCCCCUGAGUUCUCUCCUACUGCCUACAUUUCUACGGCCAAGGCCACCUUUUCCUUUCUCUUUAAUUUCCCACUCAAAGGCUCCGGCAUCUCGCCAGGUUCUGAACGUAUUUGGCGGCAGUACCGGACGGUAGUUCAUGACAGAUAUUCCUCUUCGUUCUCUUCGAAAACACAACAAUCGCGCUGGAUACACUCAACUAAACGAUACUGAUAUCGACUCUGGCCCCGGGUCGGCCGACUCUCCCGACAACCGAACUACUAUGCCUAGUCCAAUCGCAGCAGUUACGUCCACGAUCACGGCAGUGAAGAAGUCACGGAAGGACCGCUAUGCAGGCAAUCCAGAAGAAGAGACCAGUUUGCUGGGAGGAGAAAUGUAUGAUGAGGAAGAAGGAUAUGUAGAGGAGACGCCUUUCAGAGAGGUGCGGAAACCCAGAUCUGCAUCAAUAUUAUCCAAGGGUAAGAGUUCACAGAAAGAUGAGUCCCGUACAAUACCAUUCCGGCCGCCAGACAAAUUACAAUCUCGGUAUCCUCCAAAUAUCGUUCGUAAUCAAAAGUAUAAUGCCUUCACUUUCUUCCCUAUCGUUUUCUACGAACAAUUCAAGUUCUUCUUCAAUCUAUACUUCCUGCUGGUGGCCCUGUCUCAGCUUAUACCGGCGCUGAAGAUUGGAUUUAUUGUUACUUACAUCGCGCCCCUUGCAUUUGUUCUCUUUGUCACGAUGGGGAAAGAGGCGUACGACGAUUACAAACGUUACCUUCGGGACCGAGAGGCCAACUCACAGAAAUACCUCGUCAUUGCGCCACCUUCCUCUUCGACCGACGCAUCCUCCCACCACAAUGCAUACCUUGACACCCAUGCAAAUACGCGGUCCGUCCCUUCGUCCUCUCUACGCGUUGGUGAUCUAGUUAGGCUAGAGAAGAACCAGCGGGUACCGGCUGACAUGGUUCUGCUACACACAUCGGAUGCUUCCGGAACUUGUUUCAUCCGUACUGACCAGCUCGACGGAGAGACAGACUGGAAAUUGCGCGCCGCAAUAUCGGAAUGUCAAAAACUCGACGAGAGUGACCUCGUAAGGCUUGAUGCUGAGAUAUAUGCUGAUGCACCCAUCAAGGAUAUCCACUCAUUCAUAGGGACAUUUACUCUCAAUGGUCCCCCUCAAGUUUUAUCACAGAGCCAAUCCGACGUCCCUCUACAUCCAUUGCCACCUUCGGUGGCACCGUUAACUGCCGAGAACAUGCUAUGGUCCAACACAGUUCUCGCUGCUGGAAACGCCGUCGGAUUUAUCGUCUACACCGGCUCCGAAACACGGGCUGUUAUGAACACAAGUCAUCCGGGGACGAAAGUCGGCUUGCUAGACCUGGAAAUCAAUAAACUGGCCAAGAUCCUUUGCGCUGUGACAUUCGCCUUGUCCUUAGUUCUGGUCGCACUCAACGGAUUCAGGGGUUCUUGGUACAUCUAUCUUCUCCGUUUCUUAAUUAUUUUCUCCUCGAUCAUUCCCAUCAGUUUACGUGUCAAUCUGGACAUGGGCAAAACUGUGUACGCGCAACAAAUCAUGAACGAUUCCGAGAUUCCGAACACGAUAGUACGGACCAGCACUCUGCCUGAGGAACUUGGGAGGAUCGAGUAUCUGUUAAGUGACAAGACUGGCACACUGACGCAGAAUGAGAUGGAAAUGAAGAAGCUCCAUAUGGGAACCAUGUCGUAUGGCUUUGAUUCCAUGGACGAAGUCGCUCAUCAACUGGCUGUAGCAUUCGGGGCUGAUCAAGCACACGUGCGGCAGGGUACGAUGCCCACAGGAGCCCAACUAGCCACCCGUGGACGAAGAGACAUGUCAUCACGAGUGCGUGAUGUGGCUUUGAGUCUGGCUCUGUGCCAUAAUGUCACUCCGGUUACCAAUGACGAUGGUUCAGUCACCUAUCAAGCUUCCUCUCCCGACGAAGUCGCCAUUGUGCAAUGGACACAAUCGAUCGGCCUCACCCUGGUGUUCAGAGACCGUACCAAGAUCGAGUUGCAGACGCCCACCGGAUCGAGGAUUAUAUUCGAAGUGCUCGAGAUAUUCCCUUUCACAUCCGAAUCAAAGCGCAUGGGUAUCGUCGUCCGAGAUGUUCAGACGGGGGAGAUCACGUUCCUGCAGAAGGGUGCCGACGUCGUGAUGGCCAAAAUCGUCCAACGGAACGAUUGGUUAGAGGAAGAGACCGGUAAUAUGGCCCGCGAAGGUUUGCGUACGUUGGUGAUGGCGAGGAAACGGUUGGGCGGGCAGUCGUACAACGAGUUCAAGCAGCAGUACCAUGAAGCCAGUGUCAAGCUGGAUGGACGGAACGAGGCUAUGGCUGCGGUGGUGUCAGAGUACCUGGAACAUGAUCUCGAGCUCCUAGGACUGACGGGCGUCGAAGAUAAGCUUCAGGAUGAUGUCAAGUCCACGUUGGAACUACUCAGAAACGCCGGGAUCAAGAUCUGGAUGUUGACGGGAGACAAGAUCGAGACCGCGAGAUGCAUAGCUAUCUCGACGAAGCUAGUCGCUCGCAAUCAGUAUAUACAUGAGGUUGCAAAGCUGAAGACUUCCGAUGAGGUUCGAGACCAGCUGGAGUUUUUGCAGUCGAAGCUGGAUUGUUGUCUGGUCAUUGAUGGGGAAUCAUUACAGCUUUGUCUCAAUCUCUUCAAGAAUGAGUUCAUCGAAAUAGCCACCAAACUAUCUGCGGUCGUCGCCUGCCGUUGCUCGCCGACCCAGAAAGCGGACGUGGCACGUCUCAUCAGGAGACAUACGAGGAAACGCGUGUGUUGUAUCGGCGACGGCGGUAACGAUGUCAGCAUGAUCCAGGCUGCCGAUGUAGGAGUCGGUAUCGUCGGAAAAGAAGGCAAACAAGCCUCUCUCGCGGCUGACUUUUCUGUCAUCCAGUUCAGCCACCUAACGAAGCUCCUCCUAUGGCACGGAAGGAAUUCUUAUCGACGCUCGGCGAAGCUCGCGCAGUUUGUCAUCCACCGGGGAUUGAUCAUCUCCAUCAUGCAGGCCGUGUUCUCGGCCAUCUUCUAUUUCGCUCCCAUUGCGCUUUACCAGGGGAUGCUGAUGGUGGGGUAUGCGACGAUUUAUACGAUGGCUCCUGUAUUCUCGCUCGUGUUGGAUCGUGAUGUAGACGAGGACGUUGCGCUACUAUACCCGGAGUUGUACAAGGAGUUGACCAAGGGCCGGGCCUUGUCGUAUAAGACCUUCUUUCAGUGGCUGAUGAUCAGUCUAUAUCAAGGUGCGGCGAUAAUGAUCAUGUCCCUGGUCCUGUUCGAGAACGAGUUUCUGCACAUCGUCUCCAUAUCCUUCACCGCACUCGUCCUUAAUGAACUCAUCAUGGUGGCACUGGAGAUCACGACAUGGCACCCCUACAUGGUGGUAUCAGAAAUUGUUACCCUGUUCUUCUAUAUUAUUAGCAUUGCCUUUCUACCUGAAUACUUUGAUCUGUCUUUCGUCGUUACACUGGGAUUUGGAUGGAAGGUUGCCGUCAUCGUCGCCAUCAGCGCGCUACCAUUGUAUAUAAUCAAGCUCAUUCGAAGUAGAGUCGCACCAGCUGCAUCCAGCAAACUAUGAUCUCUCACACAGAUACCACACACCAUUUUGGAUAUUGAUAAUGUAUUCUUGUCGCUACGUGAGUUAAAAUGUAAAUGGAUGAUGG